GGUAUGUAUUUUCAGUCUUCUGACGCAUUGCACAUUAUGUAAACAAUAGCCGAAUGUAAACGAACAUUGUCGUCGACCGAAGCACGUUUCCUUCUCGUGAACCUUACGUGGGGGGCAGAGAUGAAGGAUGGGUACUGGCUGGGGAAAGAUCACCCUGGGGUUUACCUGGGCGAGAGACAGGCACUCAAUGAGGACUACACCCACUCUGGCUUCGACCGCGGCCAUCUCAACCCCAAUGGACACCAUGCAGUCCCCAGUCGUAACGCCACCUUCACCCUGACCAACGUGGUGCCCCAGAACCCCAAGCUCAACCAGAACGCCUGGGUCCGCCACGAGUCCCAGCUCACCGACCUGUUCAAGGCCCAGUGCGCCCAGGCCUACGUGCUGGUGGGCGCCAUCCCCUCCACAGACAACUGGAUUGUCAAGGACAACGUCCGACGCGUCAACAUCCCCGAGUACAUCUGGAACGCCUACUGCUGUGUGGACAACAACGGUGAGCCUGUCCGUAGCGGUGGCGCCACCGCCCUCAACACCGAGCAGAACCGAGUGGACCAGCGCUCGCUGCUGGAGCUGAACGGUUUCCUGCAGCAGUACUCCAACGCGCAGUAGGGGAGUUGUUUCACAACAACUGCCAGGCAGUGCCCGAGGAGUAGUUUCUCCCACUCAUGGGUUUCUAAUCCUUAUUUGACAGUGGCAAUGUGAGCUAAAACUUCAGUUCACGCAUAAGUUUCAGUCUUUCAGCCAAGUCAAGUGCUUCCUACUGUGAAAAUGACAUCAUGAACUACAGUGGAUAAAUAAAGAACUAUGUUUGGAGAGAUA
Molecule: messenger RNA, 819 nt
Organism: Oncorhynchus gorbuscha (pink salmon)
Lineage: Eukaryota; Metazoa; Chordata; Actinopteri; Salmoniformes; Salmonidae
Product: endonuclease domain-containing 1 protein-like
Exons: 3
Coding region: 121-609 (162 amino acids)
Molecular function (GO): nucleic acid binding; metal ion binding; hydrolase activity
Source: RefSeq, a predicted model, not a curated record